GUAUAACAAAUGACGUAUUGCUGAACAGCUGUCUUGCUGAAUACUGUGUGCUGACGAAGGAAAAUUUUGGUUUCCUAUAAACUGUUUAAUUUUAUUUAUAUUCCAUCUCGAAAAUCAUGGACACCGAAAAGUCUAGUAAUAGUUCAUUUGAAGACCUUUCAAACUUAAACGAAUUGGAAACCAAAGCAACACAUUCUCUGCCAGAAAUAUUACAGCAACCUGAUGUGAAGGAUAGUAAAAAUAAUGUCGAAGGUGAGUCGAAAGAGACGAAGAAUAUACCAGAAAGAGUAGAGACUUCUCAGAAUGAAGGUGUAGCUUCAGUUGGCGAUGAAGAAACUUGUGACGUAUUAGGGAACGGUCAACUAGUGAAACGAGUUUUAAAACCAUCACAGUUAGAUAGACGCCCAAUGCGAGGAGAUUUAGCCACAAUCACAUAUUCCGGAAAAUUGCCUAAUGGAAUCGUGGUGGAACAGAAGGAGAAUUAUCAAGUGCACGUUGGAGAUUUUGAAGUUGUUCAAGGACUGGAUAUGGUUAUUCCACUUAUGAACGUUGGCGAAGUUGCAGAAGUAACCAUUGAUGCUAGGUUUGCUUAUGGUAGCAUUGGAAUGAAAAACAAUGAGAAUGAAUGUGCAAGCAUACCACCUGAUACCACACUUACGUAUGAAGUGCAUUUAGUGGAGUCUAAAAGUGAAGACUUUUCAGAUUUGAAAUCUUUUGACGUGCGCAGAAAGUAUGGAACUCGUAAAAAAGAAAGAGCGAAUUUUUGGUAUAAUCGUAAUGAAUUCAACACGGCAAUCCAAUUGUAUAGACGUGCACUGGAGUUUUUAGAUGAUCGUGAUGGCGAUCCUGACGCUGCCUUUGAUAAAGAAGACUUAGAGCUUUCUAAUAGUGACUUGCAAACGUUACUUGAGGACAGAUUAAUUGUGUACAAUAAUUUGGCCAUGGCUCAAAUAAAAAUUUCAGCUUUUGAUGCUGCUUUGAAAUCAGUGGAGAACGUAUUGCGUUGUCAGCCAAACAACUCCAAGGCUUUGUAUCGGAAAGGAAGAAUUCUUGAAGGGAAGGGAGACACAAAAGGAGCUAUAAGUUUGUUACAAAAAGCGGCUACAUUUGAACCAGAUAGCAAAGCAAUUCAACAAGAUUUAGCAAAGUUGAUAAUCAAAGCCCGGAGGGAAGAGCACAACGAAAAAGAAAUGUAUCAAAAAAUGCUUGGUCAAGCCAAAAAACUGGAACAAAAGCAUAAGCAACCACAAAAACAACAAAGUAUUGAAAGUUCCAAGCUCAAACUUAUAGGAUAUUUAAUGGGAUCCAUCUUAAUUGGUGUAGCUGGCGUUGCUAUAUACAGAUACAAAUACUAAGAAAUUGUUGUACAAAGGCUAAGCGCAGAUUCCUUGCUGCGACAGUUUUAACACCAAUUUAAUGAUCAAGAAUCAAAGAAUUGAUAAUACAUUAUAAAAACAACAAAAUAAGAAAUCCAUAUAAUUUCUGUUUAAGUAAUUUUUUUAUUUUAUAUAAAUUUUGGUGUUUUAUAGUGUGGGAUUUAAGAGCUUAUGUUAAUUUUUGUUGGUCAAUAUAAUAUAUAUUUGAAUAUAAUGGACUUUUAGAUCUAUAAUAAAUAUCAUUCCAUUAGCUAAGGUUGUUACAUUA
This is a messenger RNA of Ceratitis capitata (Mediterranean fruit fly), 1644 nucleotides long. Its product is annotated as peptidyl-prolyl cis-trans isomerase FKBP8. Gene Ontology annotation, molecular function: protein binding; peptidyl-prolyl cis-trans isomerase activity. The record is from RefSeq and is a predicted model, not a curated record. The transcript has 9 exons. Lineage: Eukaryota; Metazoa; Arthropoda; Insecta; Diptera; Tephritidae. Bases 117 to 1355 code for a protein of 412 amino acids.